Messenger RNA from Salarias fasciatus (jewelled blenny), 4339 nucleotides. Its product is annotated as GTPase IMAP family member 8-like. The record is from RefSeq and is a predicted model, not a curated record. The transcript is spliced from 8 exons. Lineage: Eukaryota; Metazoa; Chordata; Actinopteri; Blenniiformes; Blenniidae. Gene Ontology annotation, molecular function: GTP binding. The coding region runs from base 161 to 3079 and encodes 972 amino acids.
GCAGAGAAAAAAAGACCCGAGAGCAACUGAGGCAUGUGGCAGAGCAGGAUGUCCUCUUAAAUAUCGUCUUGUUGGAGAGUUUAAACCCUGGAAGAGGCAGUUUGUGGAAGAAAAACACCAGAUCUCCCACCUCCGUUAGUCUCAGACGUUUUCUGGAGACAUGAUGGCGAAUGAAGGAUGUGGUUCAGAUCCUCCACUGAAGCGCACCAACAGCUUUCCGUUUCUUCCCCCGAACAUGUCGGAGCUGAGGCUGGUUCUGUUGGGGAACAGCUGGUCUGAGAGGAGCUCAGUGGGAAACUUCAUUCUGGGAGUGAACACAUUCAACACAGAGGAAGAACUGGAUCGGUGUGUUCGUGUCAGCAGGGAGUCUAAGGACAAAAGAGUCACUCUUAUCAACACCCCAAACCUCUUACAACCAAACAUCUCUCUGCCAGAACUGACAGAACAUGUAGAACGUUGUGUGAGUCUCUCUGAUCCUGGACCUCAUCUGUUCCUGCUGGUUAUUCAGCCUGAAGUCUUCACUGAGCAGAACAGUCAGAGGCUUCAGUCCAUCCUGGAGAGCUUCAGUGAGCAGUCAUGGACUCAUUCAGUCUUACUGAUAUCAGCAGCUGAAGAGGAGACGUCACAACCUCCUGAGGAAACUUUCCCCUCAUUGAGAGACUUGAUGAAGAAAUGUAGAGUCAAACUGUUGUGGAACAAAAAGCACCAACAACACCUGUUGACAUCCAUGAGGGACCUGAUGAAGGAGAACAACGGAGAGCCUGUGACACCAGAAGUUUCCAGAGUUGCACGUUCAGAUUUAUCUUCUGGUCCAAAAGGUUUGAAGAAAGAUGGAGUUUCUACCAGCUCCGACCAGGAUCCUGUGGAAGGAAACAAACAUGGACUCAGGAUCAUGUUGUUUGGAAAAAGAGAUGACAAGAAAACAUCAGUGGGAAACCUCAUCACUGGAAAACAAGAGUUUAAAGCUUCAUUCUGGUUUCAUGAAGGAAAACCGUGUGAAUCUGUCAGUGGAGAGUGGAACAGAAAACCUUUGACUGUGGUGAAAACUCCAGACGUCUUUAAUCUGUCAGUGGAAGCAGUGAGAAAGGAGAUGGAGAGGUGUGUGGAGCUCUGUUCUCCAGGACCAAAUGUUCUGCUGCUGCUAGUGAAACCCUCUGAAUUCACUGAAGAGGACAGAAAAACUCUGAUGUUCAUCCUGAGUCUGUUUGGUCAGGAUGUCUUCAAACACUCCAUGGUUGUCCUGACCCAUGAAGACGAAGGUCGUCACCCCACAGUAGACACACUCAUCCAGGACUGCCAGCAAAAGGUUCACAGCUUCACUGCUGACUGGAAGAAUCCUUCCAAACAUGACUUUCAAGAGUUGAUGCAGAAAGUGGAAACUAUAGUGAACACCCUCAGAGGAGGGUUUCUGGUCGUAGAUAAAGAAACAGAUGUUGGACCAGUGAGAAGAGAAGCCAAACCUCCUGUGAACCUGGUGUUGUUUGGUAGAAGAGGAGCUGGAAAGACGUCAGCAGUCAAUGCUAUACUGGGACCAGGAAGGUUUGGACCAGCUGCCAACUCCUCAGAGUGUGUCAGAAACCAGGGAGAGGUGUGUGGACGGUGGGUCUCUGUGGUGGAGCUGCCUGCUUUGUAUGGAAGACUUCAGGAGGAGGUGAUGGAGGAGGCUCUCAGCUGUGUCUCCCUCUGUGAUCCUGAAGGUGUCCACGCCUUCAUCCUGGUCCUGCCUGUGGGUCCACUCACUGAUGAAGACAAGAGAGAGUUAGAGACCAUCCAGAAGACCUUCAGCUCUCGAGUCAAUGACUUCACCAUGAUUCUGUUCACUGUGGACUCAGAUCCUUCACAUCCAGAUGUUCUCAACUUUGUCAAAAAGGACGACGACAUGAAGGAACUAUGUGAGAGCUGUGGAGGAAGAUUUGUCAUUGUCAACAUCAACAAGAUCCAAGUUUCUGAGCUGCUGAAAGUCGUGGGGAGGAGAUCUGACACUUUCACAAUACAAACACUUGCAUCUGGACAACGAAAUGAGAUCAUUCAAAAAGACACAAGAGUCAACGAGCUGAAGGCUGAACUAGAGGAACUGCAGAAGAGCAGAAAGACUGGUGUUGAAGAAAAGCCGAGGACAGACUGUCUCCGAAUCGUUCUUCUGGGGAAGACUGGCAAUGGAAAGAGCUCCUCAGGAAACACCAUCCUGGGAAAAGAGGUGUUUAAAGCGAAAUCAAGCCAAACAUCCGUCACCAAAUGUUGUCAGAAAGCAGUGGGUGAAGUGGACGGUCGUGCUGUGGCUGUGGUCGACACUCCUGGACUGUUCGACACCAAUUUGUCCAUUGAACAAGUUCAAGAGGAGCUGGUGAAAUGUGUCAGUCUUCUGGCUCCAGGACCACACGUCUUCUUACUGGUGUUACAAAUUGGGCAACUCACCCCAGAAGAGAAGGAGACUCUGAAACUCAUCAAGCAGAGUUUUGGUAGCAAUUCUGAAAAAUAUACCAUCGUUCUUUUCACACGAGGAGAUUCACUGGAGAAUGAGAAAAGGACCAUUGAAGAAUAUAUCCGUGAAGAAUGUGAUGAAUCCUUCAAGAAGUUGAUCAGAGACUGUGGAGACAGAUACCACGUGUUUAACAACUAUAGCAGUGAUAAAAACACUCAAGUCAGUGAUCUGAUGGCAAAGAUCAACGCCAUGGUGGAGGAAAACAACGGCUUGUGCUACACUGAUGAUAUGAUGCAAGAAGCUGAAGCAGCCAUCCAGAAAGAAAUGAAGAGACUCCUGAAAGAGAAAGAAGAAGAGAUGCAGAAAAAGAUUGAAGACAUUGAAAGAAAACUUAAUGAAGAAAAGGAAAACAUGAGAAGACAAAUGGAGGAGCAAAAAACAGAAAUUGAACAGGAGAUGCAGCAGAAGGACAGAAAACUGAGAGAAAUGAAAGAAGAAAUCAGCUCCUUGUUGAUGAAACAUGAUGAACAAAUGAAACAAAAAACCACUGAACAGGAACAAGAACAACUGCAGAAAACCCAGGAAAAAGAACUCAUUGAUUUGAUCGAGAAACUUCUUCAGACAGAGGAGCCUCAAUCGUCCUGUGUUUUUUCGUGAGAAUCUUUUGGUGACUUCCAGGCCGCCACGGUGGAGCAGCGGUUUGCCCGUACACCUCACAUCCUGCAGACUCCAGUUUGAUUUCUCUGUUUUUCUGGAUGGAGUUUGUAUAUUCUUUCUUUUCUUGCAUUGACCUGCUUCCUCCAGCAGUCCAAGGGCUUGUUGGUUUAUUUAGAUUAGAUUAGAUCAGAUUAGAUUAGAUUAGAUUAGCCUUUAUUCAUCCCACUACGGGGAAAUUCACUUGUAUACAGCAGCAAAAAGGGCACCAAUUGCAGUCAGUGUUCCAUUAAAAAAUUCUAUACCUCGUAAAUAAUAUACAACAGAAUAUAAAAACAGAUAAAGAACGAACAAUGAACACUAUACACACUAUAUACACAAUGUCAUAUUGCACAUUAUUUGCUGACCUCCUGAAGGUCAACAUCAAAAGACCUUCAACCAUAUCAAGGCCCGUGUUCUGACUGAAAUAACAAAACAAUAUUCUCACAUUUAUAUUGAGAAGAGUGGAUUUUUUGGCCUCCUUCUCAUCUCUGGACUCUGUGGCUUUGGUUUGUUGUGCACUGUGUGUCUGUGUGACAGAGGGGAAGAGAACCAGCCUCUGACAUGUGACAUAUGGGUUGAUGUUGUGAUACCACAUGGGUUUACUUUGGGAUGUCCUGAUCAGAAUUAUUGGCCCCAAUGUUUUUAUCAAAUGUCUUUUUGGAAUUGAGCUUCAACAGACUUCUUUUUCACCUUCCUCUUCUUUGUAAUAACUUGUUCACUGCUGUGUAGCUGAAGCUGCUGCAGUGGAACUCUUAGAUGGUUCUUUACAACAAACAGCUUCAGGAAAUAGAUCAGAUGUUUUCAAUCACAGACUCAUUCAAACAUGCAGAAAUUGUCCCGAUCCGAUCAGGACAUCCCUAAAGUUGGCACACGGCAAUUCAUUUGUUUUGUAAUGGAGUAUUAUUGUAGCUAAGGCUGUCUUGUUAAUAUCAGCAUGUUGUUGAAUCAGUUACUCUGUCUGAUUACACCCAAUAUGAGGAAUGUCAUUUUUAAUGUUUCUGUGCAUUAAGCUCUUACUUCAACACCUUUUUUUUACGCCUCACAUCCUGCAGACUCCAGUUUGAUUCUAGUCCUUUUCUGCAUGAAGUUUGCAUGUUCUCCCUGUUUCUGCAUUGACUCGCUUCCAACAGCAAUCCAAGGGCUUGUUUAUUUGCUGACAUCCUGAAGGUCAACAUGUGUCAAAAGACCUUCAACCAUAUUGAGGCUCAUGUACUCACUGAA